Molecule: messenger RNA, 396 nt
Organism: Cryptomeria japonica (Japanese cedar)
Lineage: Eukaryota; Viridiplantae; Streptophyta; Pinopsida; Cupressales; Cupressaceae
Exons: 2
Coding region: 1-396 (131 amino acids)
Source: RefSeq, a predicted model, not a curated record
AUGGCCGGGUGGUGGUUCCCAGUGGUUGCGGGGCCACUGGCGGUGCAGGCUGCACGGUCUGGGUCGGGCGGCGGCGGGGCCGAGAUGCCAGCGGGAAGCCGGCGGCCGCAGGGGAGCAGCGGAGGGUUGGGGCGGUCUGGCGCAGACGCAACAGCGGGGGUUGGGGGCCAACAGGCGGCAGGAAGUCGUGGAGAAGCAAUGGGACCGGUAGGGGUUGAUGGAAGGAUGCCAACGGGGUUGGGUGACCGGGAAGGCACGGGGACCGAGGCUUGGGCAGCGACUGGAAGCCGUACUAACACCGACAGGGGCCCCACAGUACCCUGCAACUUAGAAAAAUCAUCUGCUUCAACUUUAUGUGAGCUUGAGGCAUCUUUCUCUUCAACUUCUGGAAUUUGA